AUGAGUAAGAAGAAAAACGAUAACAACGGAGAGGAUGAGCAGCCGAAGCUCGCGUGGCUCAUUGAACCAGCGAAGGAUCUUGUGGCCAACUUUGACAUCGAUCUUCUUCACGUGAGAUUAGAAUGAAACGGUCGAAAAUUUAUUUGGUGUUCAGGCUCUAUCCGAAUACCUGAACGUAAUCCGAAAGGCUGGCGAUGAAAAUGCGCUGGAGAUGGAUGCCGCCGGCAAUUACAAACUAUUCGACUUCCAAGAAGCCGUUCGGGUGAUCAACAAUUCAAUGAACGUCUACGCCAAAAAAGUGGAUCACAUUUACGAACUGACACUUUCCGUCGUCGAUUUGUUCGAUAGGAAUGGUAACGACGGAGAGCCAGCAGCUGCUCGGAGAGGACCGAGAGGCCGCAAAAACGUUAAUUUGGGGUCGACAAGUUACGAAUUGAUCGAUGUGAAAUUACUGAUGGCAGAAGCAUUCGAAGGAUGGGAGAAGUCAGAAAAAGAAGAGAAAAAAGCGAUUGACAAUCUGAGAUUGGUCAAAAAUGCCGAGGACACCGAGAUGCACUACGAUAGAAACUGUUGUCUGAUUGCCAAACCGACGCAGUUCAUGUUCAAACUGAACUACGGACAGUUGAACAGAACAGACGAACAGGUGCAGAAUGCAAAAUCCCGUCCGGAAGUUAUCGGAAAAGUAAAAGACUUUGACAUAAAAAAAUCGGAAAUGAACCACGAACAGCAAAUGCUAUUCACACAUGACUGCUAUCGAUCGAACGUGGAUCAGUUUACGUUGCCGGGUGCCAGAUGGGUCCCUGACAACAAAGACUUGGCCAAGAACUUUGGAGUGGCGGAUAUUGAAGUCGAAUUGGAUUUGGAGAAUGAGCACGAGAAGAUUAAUGCGUACGGACCGUUCAAAGUGAGUUUGUAUUGUGCACUGCUCUUUAUCAAUAGCUAACUUUUUAGGAUCCUCUUUCCGGCCGCGAAGUCGUCGCUCCUCCAAAAUGGUUUAUUGAACAAGAAGCCGUCCGUCAAAAGCAGGAUAUCCAGUCCCGCGCCAAUUCCCGUGCAACUUCCCUCGCUACUCGGACUCUCCGUGACUCGCAGCAAUUCGGAUCUCAGCCCACUCGUCUCUCGCAACCAUUUGUGGAACGUCAUAGGAACAAUCUGAAUCAGUUUGUCUCGUUCGUCGAAGGACGGCUCAACAAAAACCGGCCGAGCGCUCAUCUCAAUACUGGACUCGUCGAUAUGUUCGUUGAUAAUUUCGGAGCUCAAACGCAGCCGUUCAACCAUAAUAAUGGCUACGAUCCGAUGGAAGUGGACGACGAAUACGACGGAGAAGCGAACAAUGAUGACUAUGAUGCUCCGGAUGACUACGUGAACGAUUUGACGAAAAGAAAGGAGCGGAAAGCACCAGCGCCGUGGGAUGACUUUGAGAAUGGCGGACGGAUGAUGUGGUACACAGGGGACGAGGACAUCCAAAUCAGCAGAAAGUCUGUGAAGACGAUGACCAAAGAUCCUCCAUCAGCUGUCGAAAUGAUGAAGAGAAAGCAUAGGAAGGAGGCGAAGAUCGGAAAGACACGUCGCGACGAAUUCAUGGAGACUCACGAAUAUCUGCAAGAUUACUAUUACUGGCGCAGUGCUGCGCGGAUAAAUCCGAACAAAGACUGGAAAGUAGAAGCGUUGAGGACAGCCAUUUUGAAGGAGAAGAAACGACGUGCAAAGGACAAGAUUGCGAGGAUUCGUGAGGCGAGAGCACAAAUGAUACCGAAAAGACGGACAGCGAGGCCAGCACUUGCAAUGGAAGACUUUGAUUUCCAACCAGAAGACGUCGAAACUGCGCCGACAAACAGAAAAACUCUCGGAGCAGAAUGUGAGAUAGUUUUCAACAAAUCUUACAAGACAUCUAUUUUCAGACGAAGACGUGGCAGAUGAAGAUCUUGCCGCUGAAGUUGAGUUUUCCAUGCUCGGAGGAGAAUUCGAAGACGACGAAGAUGACGUUCAGCCCCGCGGAGAAUUCCCUCCUGUUCCGGCUUCCGACAACUAUGAGUUUAAUGCCGCAGACACGUUCCCUCCGCCUGCACAAGCCACUCAUCAGCCUCUUCGUUUCGAUGACAUCGACGAUGCCGAGCUGAACACAGUCAUCAACUUGCCCGGCAACCUUCUCAUCGACAGUGCGUCCUUUCUUCUCAUCUCUUCUUAUUUUCAAGUUUACAGAGGCAUUGCCACUCCUCAAGAAGUUUGCCGAGAAUCGAACGGAUCGCGAGCAGAUGGCGUACGAAAUGGCGAAAGCCUACGAAGAUGUCGACGUGGCAGUCUCCACUCUACAGGAACAAGUGGACAAUUGGCACGCAAAGCUCGAUCCGAUUCUUGAAGAAGGGGAGACUCGCAAAGAGUACAACGUAUGAUCGGAUAAGCAGAAGAUGAAAAAUGCGAAUUAAUUUCAGGUGCACCACCUCGGAAAUACAAUCCUCGCGUACUUCGAAACGGAGGGAGAUACGAAGCGGCUGGUGGAUCUGGUAGUCGGACGGCCCUGGUAUGAAAUCAGUCGCUGCUUCCUGUCGUGUCUGUUCAUGUGCAAUUCACUGAAUGUGAUGGUGGCUGACGACAAAGAACUUUCGCUCGAAGAACGAAUCAACUCGAUGAAAAUCUCCCUGCUCAAUCGCGAAAUGCACCACGAAGUAUUUGCACAAGAUGAUGCCUUCGCUUGA
Caenorhabditis sp. 36 PRJEB53466 is the source of this 2696-nucleotide messenger RNA. The record is from the annotation of a GenBank genome assembly. Lineage: Eukaryota; Metazoa; Nematoda; Chromadorea; Rhabditida; Rhabditidae.